Candoia aspera is the source of this 2841-nucleotide messenger RNA. RefSeq names its product major vault protein (gene MVP). The transcript is spliced from 17 exons. NCBI's taxonomy places the organism in Eukaryota, Metazoa, Chordata, Lepidosauria, Squamata, Candoiidae. Gene Ontology annotation, cellular component: cytoplasm; nucleus. The record is from RefSeq and is a predicted model, not a curated record. The coding region runs from base 29 to 2659 and encodes 876 amino acids.
UUUGCUCCUCCUCUAAACCAGGAAAUAAAUGUCUAAGAGCAACUCCCAGUCAACUCUCACCGAAGCUCCAGAAAGCAACUCCACCUGUACGAUCGCUCUUCUUUUGCAACGCGGCGUGGAAGACAACAUGGCGAAUGAGUCGAUCAUCCGGAUCCCUCCCUAUCAUUACAUCCAUGUCUUGGAUCAGAACUCCAACGUCACCCACGUGGAAAUGGGGCCCAAGACCUACAUCCGCCAGGAUAAUGAGAGGAUCAUAUUAGCUCCAGAGAAGAUGGUGAUGGUUCCCCCACGACAUUACUGUAUCAUCCUCAAUCCAGUGGUUUGUGGAGCAGAUGGGGCAGUCCAACUUGAUGCUCUGGGGCAGGUCCGGCUCUCGCAUGCUGACUUGGAGAUCAGAAUGGCUCAGGACCCUUUCCCUUUAUACCCAGGAGAGGAACUAAAACAGGAUGUCACACCUCUACAAAUUGUCUGGGCCAACACCGCCCUCCAUCUGAAAGCCCUGUUGGACUUUGAGGACGACCAGGGGGGCAAAUAUGUUGCUGGAGAUGAAUGGUUAUUUGAAGGACCUGGCACCUACAUUCCACAAAAAGAGGUUGAAGUUGUGGAGACCAUCCUGGCCACUAUCAUUCGUCCCAACCAAGCCAUAAGACUUCAGGCCCGGAAGGAAUGCAAGGACAGAGAAGGGAACAAACGUGUGACAGGCGAGGAAUGGCUGGUGAAGAAAGUUGGGGCUUACUUGCCAGGGGUAUUUGAGGAAGUAGUUGACAUUGUUGAUGCUGUCAUUCUGACUGAGAAAAAAGCGCUGCAUCUUCGGGCCACUAAAACAUUUCGGGACUCUCAAGGUAUCCUGAGGAAAACUGGAGAAGAAUGGUUGGUCACCAUGGCAGACACUGAAGCCCACAUCCCUGAUGUUUACGAGGAAGUGCUGGGCAUUAUCAACAUCACCACCUUGAACAGUUGCCAGUACUGUGUGGUUUGUGACCCAGUAGGUGUAGAUGGCAAACCUCAACUUGGGCAGAAGAAGGUCAUAAAGGGCGAGAUAUCAUUCUUCCUGCAGCCUGGAGAGUGGUUGGAAGACGGGAUCCAGGGCAUUUAUGUCCUGUCUGAAGAAGAUGGUCUCUUAUUACGCGCACUGCGUCCCUUGGAAGACAAAAGCGAGGAUGAUGAGGACAUUCUGCGCAAGCCAGGUGACCGCUGGCUGAUCCGAGGCCCUCUGGAGUACAUACCACCUGCAGAGGUAGAAGUGAUGGAACAACGGCAUGCUAUUCCCCUGGCUGAGAACGAAGGCAUUUAUGUCCGGGAUAUUAAGACAGGAAAGAUUAGAGCUGUGAUUGGCCAUUCUUACAUGCUGUCUCAGGAUGAGGAACUGUGGGAGAAACACCUGCCAGCCCAUGUGGAGGAUUUGUUGACCACAGACAGGGAUCCUCUUCUUGAUCGUUCCAAAGCUAGCUCUGAAAAGGGCACUGUGUUGCCCCGUGAUAAGACACGAGCUGUGUCUUACCGUGUCCCCCACAAUGCAGCUGUACAAGUUUAUGACUACAAGGAGCAUAAAUCCAGGGUGGUUUUUGGACCAGAACUUGUGCUUCUGGGUCCAGAUGAGCAAUUCACAGUCCUGAGUCUCUCGGGGGGCCGACCCAAGCGCCCCCACAUGCGCCGUUCUCUGUGCCUCCUCCUGGGGCCAGACUUCUGCACUGACAUCAUCACUAUUGAAACAGCUGAUCAUGCCCGUCUGCAGCUCCAACUGGCCUAUAACUGGCACUUUGAGAUUCCUUUAGUGGCUGAAGCAACCCGCCUAUUCUCCGUCCCAGAUUUCAUAGGUGAUGCCUGUAAGACAUUGGCCUCACGCAUUCGGGGAGCUGUGGCCGCUGUCACCUUUGAUGAUUUUCAUAAGAACUCAAAUCGUCUGAUCUGCGCUGCCGUCUUUGGGUUUGAUGGAGAAGGGGCACUGCGCAGCUCCUUGCGCUUUGCCCCAAACGGCCUUGUCAUCAGCAGCGUUGACAUCCAAAGCGUGGAGCCAGUGGACCAACGGACACGAGAUGCCCUCCAGCGCAGCGUGCAGCUCGCCAUCGAGAUCACCACGAACUCUCAGGAAGCUGCUGCUCGACACGAGGCGGAGAGGCUGGAGCAAGAGGCACGAGGGCGUCUUGAACGGCAGAAAAUCAUCGACCAGGCUGAGGCGGAACGGGCCCGGAAGGAGCUGCUGGAGCUGGAAGCCCUGAGCACAGCUGUCGAGAGCACAGGGGCAGCCAAGGCAGAGGCCCAGUCCCGAGCAGAGGCGGCCCGAAUUGAAGGAGAAGGAGCCGUUCUGCAGGCCAAGCUGAAGGCUCAAGCAACUGCCAUAGAGACUGAAUCAGAACUGCAGCGUCUUUCCCAAGCUCGGGAACAAGAGCUGCGCUUCUCCAAAGAACAAGCUGAUUUGGAUGUGGCCCGGGCAGAAGCUCUUGCUGCUGUCGAAGUCAAGAAAUUUGAAGCAGUGAUCAAGGCUCUCGGAGCCAGCACUAUCCGAGACAUUGCAGUGGCUGGGCCAGAGAUGCAGGUGAAACUGCUCCAGGGUUUGGGAAUCCAGUCCACCCUUAUUACAGAUGGUUCUUCUCCUAUUAACCUCUUCACAGCUGCUGGAGGACUGCUGGGGAUUCUGCCCAAGCCUUCUGAGACAUGAAAUAGCGGAAAAACACCACUCCAAAUAUACCAAAUUAAUACUCCCUAUCAAGUUUUUAAUGAGUGCCUGGCAAGAACAUGACAGGGGACCAUGUUGCUAUAAUACUGUGCUUCCCCAGAAUUUGUUAGCCUUCUGAUGGGGGCAAAGUAUAAAAUAAACAUUAUCUUCUCUGUUCCAUACCA